Messenger RNA from Vicugna pacos (alpaca), 2079 nucleotides. It is a transcript of the gene ARSK, whose product is annotated as arylsulfatase family member K. The record is from RefSeq and is a predicted model, not a curated record. Gene Ontology annotation, molecular function: arylsulfatase activity; glucuronate-2-sulfatase activity. Lineage: Eukaryota; Metazoa; Chordata; Mammalia; Artiodactyla; Camelidae.
CCAUGGGUGAAGAGCUUUGAGGAAACCAAACUGCGGUGUGUGCGAUCCCCGCCCUUCUCUUCUCCGGAGGGUGUUCCUAGAGGGAGGGGGCGGGCCUAGCGGCCCGGCUCUCAGAAAGGAUCCCGGUGAUGCUGCUGCUGUGGGUGUCGGUGGUCGCAACCUCGGCGCUGGCAGCACCAGCUCCUGGGGCAGGUGGGCAGAGGCGGGGAGCUUGGCCAGAUGCGCCUAACGUGGUGCUAGUCGUGAGCGAUUCCUUCGAUGGAAGACUAACAUUUUAUCCAGGAAGUCAGGUAGUGAAACUCCCUUUUAUCAACUUCAUGAAAGCACAUGGCACAUCCUUUCUGAAUGCCUAUACAAACUCUCCAAUUUGUUGCCCAUCACGCGCAGCAAUGUGGAGUGGCCUUUUCACUCACUUAACAGAAUCCUGGAAUAACUUUAAGGGCCUAGAUCCAAAUUAUACAACAUGGAUGGAUGUCAUGGAGAAGUAUGGCUACCGAACACAAAAAUUUGGAAAACUGGACUAUACCUCAGGACAUCACUCCAUCAGCAAUCGUGUAGAAGCCUGGACAAGAGAUGUUGCUUUCUUACUCAGACAAGAAGGCAGGCCUAUGGUUAACCUUAUCCCUAAAAAGACGAAAGUAAGAGUAAUGCAAAGGGACUGGAAGAAUACAGACAGAGCGGUCAACUGGUUAAGAAAGGAAGGAAUUAAUUACACUCAACCGUUUGUUCUAUACUUGGGAUUAAAUUUACCACACCCGUAUCCUUCACCAUCUUCAGGAGAAAAUUUUGGAUCUUCCACAUUUCACACAUCUCUUUAUUGGCUUAAAAAGGUGUCUUAUGAUGCCAUCAAAAUCCCAAAGUGGUCACCUCUGUCAGAAAUGCACCCUAUAGAUUAUUACUCUUCUUAUACAAAAAACUGCACUGGGAAAUUUACAGAAAAAGAAAUUAAGAAUAUUAGAGCAUUUUAUUAUGCUAUGUGUGCUGAGACAGAUGCUAUGCUUGGUGAAGUUAUUUUGGCCCUUCGUCAGUUAGAUCUUCUUCGGAAAACUAUUGUCAUAUAUGCCUCAGACCACGGAGAGCUGGCCAUGGAACAUCGUCAGUUUUAUAAAAUGAGUAUGUACGAAGCUAGUGCCCAUGUGCCACUCUUGAUAAUGGGACCGGGAAUUAAGGCCAACCUGCAAGUGUCCAAUGUGGUUUCUCUUGUGGAUAUCUACCCUACUAUGCUUGAUAUUGCUGGAAUUCCUCUGCCUCAGAACCUGAGUGGAUACUCUCUGUUGCCACUGUCAUCAGAAAUGUUUAAGAAGGAACAAAAAUUCAAAAACCUACAUCCGCCCUGGAUUCUGAGUCAAUUCCACGGAUGUAAUGUGAACGCUUCUACCUACAUGCUUCGAACUAACCAAUGGAAGUAUAUAGCCUACUCUGAUGGUGCUUCAGUAUUGCCUCAACUCUUUGAUCUUUCCUCAGAUCCAGAUGAACUAACAAAUAUUGCUACAAAAUUUCCUGAAGUUACAUAUUCUUUGGAUCAGAAGCUUCGUUCAAUUAUAAACUACCCUAAGGUUUCUGCUUCUGUUCACCAAUACAAUAAAGAGGAGUUUAUCAAGUGGAAACAAAGUAUAGGGGAAAACUAUUCAAAUGUCAUAGCAAACCUUAGGUGGCAUCAGGACUGGCUGAAAGAACCGAGGAAGUAUGAAAGUGCCAUCGAUCUGUGGCUUAAAGCCCACUCUGAUCCAAAAAAAUUUGAACAAAAAUAAGAAAAUCAUGUUCUAGAGCUAUAUAAAAAUAUGUUAAAAGAUCAUGAUUAAUUAUGCAUUUUAAAUGAAGUUAAUAAUUACUGACUUUUAGAUACUUUUAAAGAAUGCACUCUAUUUUAAAAUAAAAUAUCUAUCAGUAUAGAAUUAUAUAUUUUCAAAAUGAUUAUCAAGACCUCAUUCUUACCAACUUCUAACAAAUUAAUGGAAGUAUUAAAAAGGAUGGAAACAAAUACCAUGUAUAAAGCUCUGUUCCUCUGAAAUUACAGAAUAUAGAAUAUUAUAACAAUUAUUAUUACUAUGAACCAUAAAAUAGGUAUUGUGAGUCCUU